Xenopus laevis (African clawed frog) is the source of this 7350-nucleotide messenger RNA. RefSeq names its product SET domain containing 1A S homeolog (gene setd1a.S). The transcript has 19 exons. The record is from RefSeq and is a predicted model, not a curated record. Gene Ontology annotation, biological process: chromatin remodeling. Gene Ontology annotation, molecular function: nucleic acid binding; histone H3K4 trimethyltransferase activity; histone H3K4 methyltransferase activity. NCBI's taxonomy places the organism in Eukaryota, Metazoa, Chordata, Amphibia, Anura, Pipidae. Gene Ontology annotation, cellular component: chromosome; Set1C/COMPASS complex; nuclear speck. Bases 751 to 5880 code for a protein of 1709 amino acids.
UCAGGGGAUGUGAGUGAAAGAGUGAGGCACUGACAGCCAAUAGACAUUCAGACUGCGCGGGUCAAACAAAAAACCUGCAGCACGUGGUCGCUUUAGCAUAAAACAGCUACAGGCUGGUAACCGUCCUCCCGUAACCAUAGAGUCGCACUACAGAGCAGCACUCCUUUCUUUCCUGUGCGCCUCUCUAUAGCAUGAUCCCGCCUUUCCUCCCUCCUCGUAUUCCGUCACUCAGCUUUCAUUCCGCACUCGGCAGAUUCCACAUCUCUGAAUCAAUAAAAGGGGAAAUAAAAAUCCACCGACGCUUCGUUUAUGUUAUUAGUGAGUCAAUGAAUAGGAAAUCGUCCUCAGUCAGACGGAAAACUGCGCCGCUAAAUUUUUGGUAAUUGUGUAGAAAGUGCCGCGGCGGAAAGUGCUGGAGAGGAACCCAGUCUUUGCUUUCAGUGACUGCAGAUUCCACUCCCCGCGGGACGCGCAUAUGGUUUGAGCCGCCGCAUUUGUGGAGAGAACGAGACCGCUUGGAGGCGGGAGAGACAGAAAAGGCAAGAGGAAUUAAAUAGACCUCCGGGGAGAGGAAUGGAAGCAAAGGGGGCGGGGCCGGAGUGAAAGUGCCGGAGCGGAAGGGAAGUCCGCGCCACCGGGAAGGAGCGAGAGAGGGAUCCGGGGAGAGACAGCGGGGAACACAGCGCUUCAGUCAGGUGAGAGGCAGCCAAGUCGUCACCGGAGGCAGCCGGGAAGGUCAGAUGUCCCCAGAUGGAGCCCGAGGGCGAAAGUCACAGAGGGGCCGGCUUCCAAUGGAGGAGUUACAAGUUGUUAUUGGAUCCCGUGUUACACAGUCGCAGAACAACACAGAAAGUCUAUCGCUAUGAUGGAAUCCACUUCAACAUCUCCGAUGGAGCAUUCCUUCCUUUGGGGGAUGUGCGGGACCCCCGACAGCAUCGGAUGUGGAGCAAACCACGAGAGAUAUCCCUCCCUGUUCCUAAAUUGAAGUUUGAUGAGUUCUACGUGGGACAAAUUCCCCAGAAAGAAAUCACUUUUGCGCAUCUCAAUGACAACGUGCGGGAGCCUUUCCUGGCUGAUAUGUGCCGCAAGUUUGGGAAUGUGGAGGAAGUGGAGAUACUGCUGCACCCCAAAACUAGAAAACAUCUGGGGCUGGCCAAGGUCCUCUUCUCCAGCUCCAAAGCAGCCAGGGAUACAGUCACUCACCUCCACAAUACGUCUGUUAUGGGCAACAUCAUCCACGCAGAGCUUGACCUCAGAGGUCAGCAAAGACAAAAAUAUUACGACCUGAUUGUGAGCGGCUCUCACAACCCCCAGACAGUGCCAACGAGUGGGAGACGGGCACAGGACAGGCUGCAGCCAGAGAUGGUGGACUCCAGGCGCAGACUUUCCAGCGGCGACUCCUCCUUCCUCCCUAAUAACGGAACUCCCUCCUCUCAGGAUCUGGGCUCUUCCUACAGCCAGUAUACCCCAUCCUCCUCGCAAGGCACCCCCUACACUCCUCGUGGUGGCACCCCCUUCUCUCAGGACUCUGCCUAUUCCAGCAGACAGGGGACUCCCAGUCAUUCCUCCACUCAGGACUCUUCGGGAUAUAAAUCGAGGCGUCAGGAGAACAGUUCUGGGGACUCACAUUCCCGUCGUUCUGGACACCACUAUUCCCCAGCUCCAUCUUCCUCUGCAUCCUCCUCCUCCUCAUCCCAGCAUGAGAGCAGCCAGAAACGAUUUCACAGGCACCAACACCAGUCCUCCCCACAGUCAUCUUAUCGCUCUCGCCACCGCAAACCACCCCCACCCCCAGAAGAACCCCCUCUAAUUGGCUUUCCUGGAACUCCACCUCUGCCGCCACCACCUCCUCCUCCCCCACCCCCUGAUGACAUUCACAUAGAUCGUGAUUACCGAAUAGGCCACCCUCCUCUUCCUCCUUCCAUAGCUGCACCUUCAACUGCUCUUCUGGUGCCUCCACCUCCACCUACUGAGGGAUGGGAGCCUCCACCUCCUCCUUUACCUCCUUUACCACCGGCCUGUUCUCCUCCUCCUUCUCCAGCUCGUUCCUGCUCUCCACUCCUUGAUGGGGUCUCAGAGAGUCUGCCAUUCACACAACACAGUAGCAGCCUGGACUCCCGUAUUGAGGCUUUGCUGAAGGAACAACGUUCAAAGUUCUCCUUCCUGCCCUCUGACACUGAGGAGGAAGAGGAGGCAACAACAGAAGCGCCUGCUCAAGAGCCAGUCAUAGUGGAAGAGGUUCCUCCUGUUGUUCAUGGUCCAUACACCCCUCCACUACCCGCAAGCUUUGAGGACGUAUCAGCGGAGGCCAUACUAAGAAUGGCAGAGAUUGGCAGAACAGCAAAUGGCCAAGACAGGCUGUCGUCUGGAGAAGAUAUGGAGAUUUCGGAUGAAGAGAUGAAUAUGGAGAUGCCCGGAGCAGCAGUACCGCCUUUCCCGCUUCUGCCACUUUUACCUGGAGCCGCAGGCACCUUUCAGACUCAGCCCAUUCCGUCCCCUUUGCUCCCUCUGUCCCACCAUCACCCUCAGCCCCCUUCUCCCUUCCCUCUCCUGCCCAACACUGCUGCCCGGGGAAGACUGGGAGACCUCGCCGCUGGCUCAUCCACCCCUUCUGCACUUGAUCCCUCAUCCUCCUCUUCAUCUGCCCCCCAUAUAUAUGACUUUGUCAACUCAAUGGAGUUAGUUAACCGCCUGGGUAACCAAUGGGGCGGCACCUCUAUGUCCUUUCAGAUGCAGACACAGAUGCUCAGCCGACUGCAGCAGAACAGGCAGGGCAAAAAUGUUCCCUUUGAGGACCCUUACCCCCCACCUCUCCUCCCACACCCCAUUCCUCCUCGGCUUCACCAGCCCCAUCCCCCACCACCCCUAAUGUCUGAGCAAGUCUUUUCCCCGGCCUUCCCUCCUUUCCCUGCCCAGCAGCCCCAGCCUCUAUUGCCCCCGCGGGAAUUCACUGCCAGAACAGCACGGGGGCCCAGCCAAGAGACGAGGGGUCCAGGCUGGGCCCCAGGGGGAGAAGUGGACCCCCAUGCUUCAACCAUUGAAAGUGUAUUAGCAGCAUUGAUCCAGGAGAUGAAGAACACAAUGCAGAGAGACCUGAACAAGAAGAUGGUGGAAAAUGUGGCUUUCAGCGCCUUUGAUGAUUGGUGGGAGCGUAAGGAAGAAAAGGCCAAGCCUUUUCAAAAUGUGCCCAAGCCACCUCCACGGGAAGAGGACAAGGAAAAGACGAGGCCCAAGGAGCCUGGCCUGCUCUCAUUGGUGGACUGGGCCAAGAGCGGGGGUUCAGAAGGCUUUGGUUUUGGUACUGGGCUCAGAGAGGCUCUCAGGCUGCCAUCUUUUAAGGUGAAAAGGAAACAGCCAUCAGAAGAUGAGGAGAGUGAUGAGCAGAAGAGGCCUCGUCCCUCCACCCCAGCUGAGGAGGAACAGGAUGAAAGAGAGAAAGAGACGGAGUCUGACUCUAGACAAGGAGUGAAACAUUCCCAGAAGGAAGGCAAGCGAGUGCACAAGCGUCGGCGUCCAUUCCAUCUGGACAGUGAAGGAGAGGAGACCUCCGAGGAGUCUGUGUCAGAAAAGGACGAUGAUGAAGAAGAUGAACGGAGUGAUAAGGGAGAGGAUUCAGAAGAAGAGAUUUCUCCUCUUACCAAACUUUCCUCCAAGAUCAUCUCUGAUGACGACAGCUCCAGUGAAUCCGACAGCAGCAGCUCCUCUUCGUCUUCCUCAUCUUCGUCCUCCUCAUCUUCCUCCUCUGCGUCCUCCCCAGCCUCUUCUGAUGAUGAGGAGGAACACGAGGAAACCCUAGAUAUUCUGGGUGUUUCUGAACCUCCCAGGCCCCCUAGCCCUGCUUCUCCUCCUCCCCUAGAACUGGAACCGAUAGCUGAUAAAAAAGAGAUGUUGGAUAUACCACCAGCUCCAGAGGUUAAAGAGGAACAGUCCACUGAAAUUCCAGAGCCGUCUCCUCUGCCCCCUGAGCUUCCGUCCAAACCCUCUGCUCCUCCAUCUCCUCCGCUACAGCUCCUCCCUCCCCCCAAGAAAAGGCGUAAAACCGUGUCAUUCCAGCUCCUUCCAGAAGAAGAAGCCGAGACAGCAGAAAGCAAACCCCAAAACCACCAGGUUCAAGAAAAUGUUGCUCCUGAAUGUCCGAUUAGUCCCCUGCCAGAGCCCAAGUGUGUGUUGCCUUCACCCACUGAGAAGGCUCCUCCUCCAUCUCUUGAGGCUCCUUCUGCACAAACCGCAGAGCUUCAUACCAGCCCUAAACCUGAGCCUGAGGAGCUUCCCCCUCCAGCCAAAGAACCGUCUCCUCGGAAACAGCUCCCAGAGCGGCUCACUGUACUCAACCUUCCUUGGGACCACGCAUCAAUGGUGAAGUCCUAUCCACCUCAAGUGCACAGAGAAGACAGCAUGGAAGAAACCGAAGAAGACUUUGAAAAGGAGCUUGAAGUGGAAGAGGUGAAACCAGUGCCUCUCAUUGAAGCACCAAUGCAUCCGGAACCAAAGUCUCCUCUUUUAGCAGAACCCUGUGAGUUAGAAAGGACAGAAUCAUUAGAAGAUCUACUCUUUGCCCCAGUACGACAGAUACUCCUAGAGCACAGCUAUGCAUGUAUACCCGCUGCACUCAAACAGCCUCCUAGGAAACGGCGUCUUUCCAUGGAGUCUGAGAAAUCCAAUGAACUUGUACAUGUAGAUCUUGGGCAAGCAGUGCUGGAGGCCCCAGAGGAGGUUGUUUGCAUAGGAGGAGGUCUGAUACCAGGGGGAGAUGGGGAGGCAGGGCUGCUCGAUGUUGGGCAUAUGGAAAUUACAUCACCCAGGAAAAUUGAAGAGGCUCUGGCUAAAUUGGUGCAAACCGAGCCAAAGAUCAAAAGCAAACGGACGCUGGUUAAAGAGGCGGAACCUGGGGAGGUAACCUCUGAGGAAGAAGAGGAGGAUGAAGAAGUAACAUGGGUAAGCAGUCGGCAGUUGAGGUCCCACAAGAGCCGGAAGACAGUCCAACGGCACUUGCCUCCUCUGUAUGAGAUUCGCAUCGAGUUUGAGCAGAUGACUAUACUGUAUGAUAUCUGGAACACGGGACUAGACUAUGAAGACAUGGCCUUCCUCCGGGACACCUACGAGAGGCUCCUGCAGGAGGACCACAGCACGGACUGGCUCAAUGACACCCACUGGGUGCAUCACCCAAUCACCAACAUCGCCGACCCCAAGCGGAAGAAGAGCCGUCAGGACGGGCUGCGUGAGCACCAGACGGGAUGUGCCAGGAGUGAGGGGUAUUAUGCCAUUAGCAGGAAGGACAAGGACAAGUACCUGAAAGUACUUCUUGUAGCCGCUGAGGAGCAGGAGGCAGACACACAGGGCACUAACCGGGUGCUGUCAGAGCGUCGCUCGGAGCAAAGGCGUCUGCUCAGUGCUAUGGGCUCUACUGCUCUGCUGGACAGUGAUCUGCUCAAACUCAAUCAGCUGAAGUUCCGAAAGAAGAAGCUGAGGUUCGGCCGCAGUCACAUUCACGAGUGGGGUCUGUUUGCGAUGGAGCCCAUUGCUGCCGAUGAAAUGGUGAUAGAAUACGUGGGGCAGAACAUUCGACAGGUGGUGGCAGACAUGAGGGAGAAGAGAUAUUCCCAGCAGGGAAUCGGCAGCAGUUAUCUGUUCCGCAUGGAUCAGGACACCAUUAUCGACGCCACCAAAUGUGGGAACCUGGCCCGAUUUAUCAACCACUGCUGCUCGCCCAACUGUUACGCCAAAGUGAUCACCAUCGAGUCCCAGAAGAAAAUCGUCAUUUACUCCAAACAGCCAAUCGGCAUCAACGAGGAGAUCACGUACGACUACAAGUUCCCCCUGGAAGACAACAAGAUCCCGUGUUUGUGUGGGACAGAGAACUGCAGGGGGACCUUGAAUUAACCCUUCCCUUGCCCCUCUCUCAAUGUGCCUGACUCCGGGGGCCGCAGCCAAAAUGACUAUGAAGAAGGUUGCCCAGCACAGUCUGCUUCUUGCAAUGGGGCAUUACGGGUGCCCACGGAGGUGCCAGCCAAUAGGGGACCGUUGUUUCCUUUUUAAUCUUUUCUUUCCAUUUCUCUGGCCGAUUUAUGGCACUUUAAUAAGGUCCCGGCCCUGUUUAUGUCCCCCCUGUUGGCUCGACUACAAGUGAUUUUCUUUUUACCCUGCCCCCCCAUCACAACAUUUUAUUUGGGCUACUUUUAUAUCUUUUACAUCAGCUUAUUCUUUUAUUCCUUUCUGGGAGUAUUUUUAUUUAUACAAGAGAUGUGGAACCCGCUGCCUCCAGCAGAGCUACUUCAUUAAACUCUGGGAGGGAGUCUGAUUGGCCCAAGCAAGUCAACAUGGCUGCCUCUAGCCUUCCCCGCGGCUCAUCUAUAUCGGGGCGUGGCUAGCAGACACUGAGGGACUGGCAUUCAGAUCUCCUCCUUCAUGGUUACCUGACACUUGGGACCCCCUGACUGCCAGAUGAUCAGAGCCGUCUCUCACUUGAUUGGACGAUCCGCUGAUUUAAACACAGAUGCAGCACAAUGUGCUGGAAGAGUCUGAAUUGCUCAGGCUUGUGUAUAUACAACUGUCACACAGCCCUGUUCAUAUGUACAUACAUAAAUAUAUAUAUUGACUCUAGGAUACACAGGGUGGCCCAGAACAUACUCCAGACGUACAGAUUUGUGCUGUGGGGAGAGACCCUUCUUUAUGGCACAUACACUGACAGCCGCUGUGAUGCAUAGUGGUGCCGAGUUUCUCUCUUAUCUGUUGCUUGGCUGCAUCCUUCUAUUACCUGGGGAUGCUGGGACGUCGCUCCCACAAUGCAGCAGGGGCAGUACAGAGAUACUCAGUAGCACUAUGGGUUUCAGCAUGUUAUAUAGUUCCACAGCUUUACUCAGAUGCGUAUUCCCUAGUCCAGUCUUUUAACUUGUAUUUAUUUUAUUACGUUUCUCCAUGGGGAUGUUUUUCGUUUAAAGUGUAGCCCGGUUUCAACUGCACUUAACCCUCCCCAGCAGUAAUAUACCCCCCCCCCACCAAAUCUCCUGUCCGACGGGAAGUAGAGGCCGAGCCUUACAGAAUAAAGGGAAAUCUGCUCAAUGUAAAUAAAUACAUACAGGCUCUGUUUAGUAAAGUAGUAGGCCCUGCAGCCAUUGGCUGGACUACAGUUCCCAGCAUGCAUUAGAGCAGAAGCUGGGGGGAGCCUUGUUGCUUGGUACAGUCCAGAGGCAAAGUUUAUUGCACUAAACAUUCCUUCUGUGUGUAUUUACAUUCACGUGAGAAAGAGGAGGCUGACGUAUUGCUCUUAAAGGAGAAGGAAAGCUACAGUUUAUUGCCAAUAGAUUAACCACAAUAGUGCAAGCUAUAACACUAUAUUUAUUCUACAGAAUG